Molecule: messenger RNA, 3417 nt
Organism: Symbiodinium sp. CCMP2456
Lineage: Eukaryota; Dinophyceae; Suessiales; Symbiodiniaceae
Source: the annotation of a GenBank genome assembly
AUGGCCUCCAUCAAGCGAUCCUCUCUCCUGGAAAGCAACCGCAGCCUCCGCAGUGAGGAGGAGAAGGUGCAGGAAUCCUUGUACUGGAAGACGGAGGAGGACGACCUGUACCUGGCCUCCGUCGAGUACGGCCAAGACCUGGGCGUGAACACCACCUCCAAGUCGCAGGGAAGGGCGGCGGAGGAGGUGAUCCGCCAAAGCGAGGAGGGCGAGGAGACGUUUAAGCUCUUCAGCUUCAAGAACUCCGGCACGGUGAACUUCGAAGUCAAAGGAUUGCUGUCGGGCAAUGUGCUUCAGCUUGGGUUGCAGAUGGGCUUCGGGCCUCACUAUCAGAGCCCGGAAAAGGUCAUCCCCCUGGUGGACAUCGCGGACCAGUUCGCAUUGAUUUUGAUGGCGAUGCCCGACGACAUCGUGUCCUUGGAGAGUCGCGCCCGGGCCAUCGCCGCGCUGAAGGACUUCUCGCGCGGGGAUGUCCAAGAGACGAAGAGCAAGGCCAAGCCGAACAAAGCGGAGGACUCGAAGGAAGGCUGGUCCUUCGACGUCAACUCACCUCCAGUCGCCUCGGGGAAGCAGCGCGCUGUCCAGGCUGAAGAUCCCCUUGUGGAGUGCCAGGGGACUCACGUGGAGGGCAGCUUCUCAUGCUCGCACCUGCAGGAAGCGGAUUGCGAAAGCUACUUCGUGACAGAUGGGCUUAGCCACAUGCAGUGUGCCUGGGUGGCUCAGUGCAAUGUUCCGGACCUCGCGUCCUUGACCCCAAAUCACCGAGAAAUCCUUCCGAAUAUCUACAUGCACAAUGGAAGGUUUCCACAUGUUCGGCAAAGCGACAACUUCUGUUUGCGGUGCAAAGGGUAUUUGAGCACCAAGCAGUCGGGCCAGUACAAGUUCUACACCGCCUCCGAUGACGGCUCUCUUCUGUACCUGAAUAAGGCUAAGGUCGUCGACAACAACGGCUGCCACGGCGAACACGAGAAGUCAAGCGGAGACACGUUCCUUUCGGCGGGUACCCACGAGCUGGUGGUAGAAAUGUGCGAGAUGGGUGGUGGCGAAGCCUUCAAGAUGCGCUAUGAGGGACCAGAUACCGGUGGCUCCAAGGUCGCGGUGCCCGCAUCUGCUCUCAAACACGCACAGAAGCGCUUGGCAGAAGGCCUGGAGUGCGACUACUUCUACGGGCAGGCUCAGUGCCAUGUCCCCGACCUCGGAGGUCUGGCCCCCUCGCACAGUGCAGUUCUGCCACACAUCUACAUGCACAACGGCAACUUCCCUCACGUCAAGCAAGGCGACAACUUCUGCAUCAGGUGCAGCGGCUAUUUGAGCACAAAGAACUCGGGUAACUACAAGUUCUACACUGCCUCCGAUGACGGCUCUCUCCUGUACCUGAACGGGGAACAGGUCGUCGACAACAACGGCUGCCAUGGCGAACACGAAAGGUCAAGUCAUCACAAGUUCCUUGGACCAGGUAUCCAUCGUCUUGUGGUGGACAUGUGCGAGAUGGGUGGCGGCGAGAAUCUAAAGAUGCGCUACGAGGGACCAGAUACUGGCAACUCCAAGGUGAUGAUACCCACAUCUGCUCUCAAACACGAGGUGAAGCCUUUCUAUGCGGACGGCUUGGAUUGCGACUACUUCUACGGCCAGGCCCAGUGCGACGUCCCGGACCUCUCGGUGCUGACCCCUGCUCAUAGCGCAAUUCUGCCGAAUAUCUACACGCAUAAUGGAAGAUUUGCCAAUGUUCGGCAAAGCGACAACUUCUGUCUCCGAUGCAGUGGCGUUCUCACAGCCUCGAGCUCGGGCGACUACAAGUUCUACACCGCCUCCGAUGACGGCUCUCUCUUGUACCUGGACGGCGAGAAGGUCGUCGACAACAACGGCUGCCACGGUGAGACCGAGAGGUCAAGUGAAAGCAUGUUCCUUUCGGCGGGUACCCACGAGCUGGUGGUAGAAAUGUGCGAGAUGGGUGGUGGCGAAGCCUUCAAGAUGCGCUAUCAGGGACCGGAUACCGGUGGCUCCAAGGUCGCGGUGCCCGGGGAGGUUCUCAAGCACGAAGUGUUGCGAGCAUCGGACGGUCUGGAGUGCGACUACUUCUACGGGCAGGCUCAGUGCCACGUCCCGGACCUCGGAGGUUUGAUCCCCUCGCACAGCGCAAUUCUGCCACGCAUCGACAUGCACCACGGGAAUUUCCCUCACAUUACCCAAGGCGACAACUUCUGCAUCAGGUGCAGCGGCUAUUUGAGCACAAAGAACUCGGGUAACUACAAGUUCUACACUGCCUCCGAUGACGGCUCUUUCUUAUACCUGAACGGCAAACAGGUCGUCGACAACAACGGCUGCCAUGGCGAACACGAAAGGUCAAGUCAUCACAUGUACCUAAGCCAAGGUCUCCAUCAUCUGGUGUUGGACAUGUGCGAGAUGGGUGGAGGCGAGAACCUAAAGAUGCGCUACGAGGGACCGGAUACCGGUAACUCCAAGGUCACAAUACCAAUGUCCGCCCUCAAGCACCAGGCCAAGCGACCUUUGACGGAGGGCUUGGAGUGCAACUACUUCUAUGGUCAGGCCCAGUGCGACGUCCCCGACCUCAAAGGUUUGACCGCCGCGCACACCGCCAUUCUGCCGAAUGUCUACAUGCAGAAUGGCAAUUUCCCUCACGUCAAGCAAGGCGACAACUUUUGCAUCAGGUGCAGCGGCUAUCUUAGCACCAGGAAUGCAGGCAACUACAAGUUCUACACCGCCUCCGAUGACGGCUCCCUCCUGUACCUGAACGGCGAGAAGGUCGUCGACAACAACGGUUGCCACGGGGAACAAGAGAGGUCAAGCGAGCACAAGUUCCUGUCGGCGGGCACCCACCACCUGGUGGUGGACAUGUGUGAGAUGGGUGGCGGCGAGAACCUGAAGAUGAGAUAUGAGGGACCAGAUACCGCGAAUUCCAAGGUUAUGAUACCAAGAUCUGCGCUCAAACACGAAGCCACGGACUUUGCGGACGGCUUGGAGUGCGACUACUACUACGGCCAGGCUCAGUGCCACGUCCCGGGCCUCGCGUUGCUGACCCCUGCUCAUAGCGAGGUUCUGCCGAAUAUCUACAUGCACAAUGGAAGAUUUCCCCAUGUUCGGCAAAGCGACAACUUCUGCCUCCGGUGCAGCGGCUUUCUCACAACCUCGAGCUCGGGCAACUACAAGUUCUACACCGCCUCCGAUGACGGCUCUCUCCUGUACCUGGACGGCGAGAAAGUCGUCGACAACAACGGCUGCCACGGUGAACUCGAGAGGUCUAGUCACAGCAUGUUCCUUCCGGCAGGCACCCACCACCUGGUGGUGGAGAUGUGCGAAAUGGGCGGUGGGGAAGCGUUCAAGAUGCGCUAUGAGGGACCGGAUACCGGUGGCUCCAAGGUCGCGGUGCCCGCGUCGGUUCUAAGUCAUGCAAAGUGA